GACCUCGGGCAACUUCGCGACGGUCCACAGUGGCAGCCCGGAAGCGCGAGGUGUUGGUUUCACUUUUUUUUGUCGCCCAAUUUUCUCGUGUCAAUUCCGUGGAGAGUCACGUAUCUAAAUGUAAACGAUACGUAAGGCGCACUUGAGGGGAUUCAUUCGCAACGUCGUACAUCGAGCCCGGACAAGAUGUCGACGUCAGCAAUAUACAUUCUGGACGUGAAGGGCAAGGUGUUGAUCUCGCGGAACUACCGCGGCGACAUCGAGACCGGUGUCAUAGAGAAAUUUAUGCCGCUGGUGAUGGAGCGCGAGGAGGAGGGCAAUCUUACGCCUAUCAUUCAGACCCCGGAGUGUACAUACGCUUACAUAAAGUAUAACAAUCUGUACAUCGUGUCGACUACCAAGAAAAAUGCGAACAUAUCCCUAGUAUUUGUAUUCCUGCACAAAGUGGUGCACGUCAUGCAGGAGUACUUCAAAGAAUUGGAGGAGGAGAGUAUAAGGGACAACUUUGUCGUUAUUUAUGAGCUCCUGGACGAGUUACUGGACUUUGGCUAUCCUCAAACUACCGACAGCAAGAUCCUGCAGGAAUAUAUAACUCAGGAGGGCCACAAGCUCGAGAUUCAACCCAGGAUCCCCAUGGCGGUGACCAACGCUGUCUCGUGGCGGUCGGAGGGCAUCAAGUAUCGCAAGAACGAGGUCUUUCUUGACGUGAUAGAAUCGGUAAAUCUUCUAGCGAAUGCCAACGGAAACGUCUUGAGCUCGGAGAUCGUGGGUGCCAUAAAGAUGAGGGUCUACCUGUCGGGGAUGCCGGAAUUGAGACUGGGCCUCAACGACAAGGUCCUGUUCGAGUCGACGGGUCGCGGUAAAUCCAAAUCUGUCGAGCUGGAGGACGUCAAGUUUCAUCAGUGCGUUAGGCUUUCCCGAUUCGAAAACGACCGGACGAUCUCGUUCAUCCCGCCAGACGGCGAGUUCGAGCUCAUGUCGUACAGAUUAAAUACGCAUGUGAAACCACUGAUAUGGAUCGAGUCUGUGAUCGAGCGGCACGCUCACAGUCGAGUGGAGUACAUGAUAAAAGCGAGGUCGCAGUUCAAGCGCCGGUCCACGGCGAACAACGUGGAGAUCGUGAUCCCGGUGCCGAACGACGCCGACUCGCCCAAGUUCAAGACCACGAUCGGCAGCGUCAAGUACUCGCCGGAGCAGAGCGCCAUUACUUGGAUCAUCAAGUCUUUCCCCGGCGGCAAGGAGUACCUGAUGAGGGCGCACUUCGGGUUACCGUCGGUGGUCGGCGAAGACGCCGAGGGCAAGCCGCCCAUACAGGUGAAGUUCGAGAUACCGUACUUCACCACGUCCGGUAUUCAGGUGCGUUACCUGAAGAUCAUCGAGAAGAGCGGCUACCAGGCUCUGCCGUGGGUGCGUUACAUCACGCAGAACGGGGAUUAUCAGCUGCGAACGAAUUAGCCACUCAACUUGGGGGCCGAUGAGUACCUCAGGAUUUCCGGCGUCUACGUCAUGCCCGAGUACGACGACUAGAAGCGCGUAGCAGGCUCUCGAGGGGAUCGGCAAUCGUUUAUCCAUUUUGCAUUUGAAUACGAAGUGAUGGUCAGUGAAAAAAAAAAAAACGUGUGUGAAACGCGAUGUAAAAAUAGAGCGGACUUUCGAACGCUGAUUUUUGGGAAAGAAUUCACAUUCUGCGCACGAUCGCGGUGUUUUAACAAUAUUCUUCUUAAAAAACGGGCUAAAACGUAUUGAAAGAUUCUUCAAGAACAUUUUACAUUUGAGAUACAAGUAUCUUAGGAGUACUUAAUUCAAAUGCGAUUCCAUUUGGUGUCGCGAUCUUCAUAUGUGUUUUUCAUUUUAUUUUUGAAACGAUUUGAAUUAGAUGACGAUAGUGAUGGCGAUCCGAUAACACGAAAUCUUGCGAUAGCAUCUUGUAAAUAUGUAUCGGCAAUUUAUUUUAUAAUAUUUUUCUUCGACAAGAUGAAUUUACGAACAGGCAGAAGAUAUUGGUAUUGAUUUAGUUUCUUUGAUUUAAAUUAAAUAGUAUUAUACUGAUAAAGAUUAAUUAUAUAUCAACGUCAACAUGUUUAACAAUCGCAAUAUUACUGCUGUAUGUGGUUGCGACGUUAAUGUAAGAUAGUAUGGAGAUAUAUUAAAUUUUUAAAAGAAAUAA
Molecule: messenger RNA, 2167 nt
Organism: Wasmannia auropunctata (little fire ant)
Lineage: Eukaryota; Metazoa; Arthropoda; Insecta; Hymenoptera; Formicidae
Gene: AP-1mu
Product: AP-1 complex subunit mu-1
Exons: 2
Coding region: 187-1455 (422 amino acids)
Biological process (GO): vesicle-mediated transport; intracellular protein transport
Cellular component (GO): clathrin-coated vesicle; clathrin adaptor complex
Molecular function (GO): clathrin-cargo adaptor activity
Source: RefSeq, a predicted model, not a curated record